AUGCAGGCGGCGCUGCGGCGGCAUCUCGGCAGGGUGCGAUGGGCGCUCCGCGUUUCCGAGGCGGCCCCGCGGUCUCGCUGCGUCGGGCCGGGCUCUCUCCAGGCCCUGCGGUGCUGGAGCUGCGGCAGCCCCUUCCCCGCCGCUGAGGGGCUGCCUCACUUCUGUCCCGGCUGCCGAGCCCUGCAGCCGCCGGCGCCUCGGCCCGACCUCUUCCGCCUGAUGGCCUGUGACCGCUCCUUCCGCGUCGACGCGCAGCAGCUGCAGCGGCGGUUCCGGAGCCUGCAGCGCGCCGUUCACCCCGAUCGCUUCGGCCAGAGGCCGCCGAAAGAACAGUACUACUCUGAGCAACACUCUUCCCUGAUUAACAAGGCCUACCAAACCCUCCUGAACCCUUUGAGCCGUGGUCUCUAUCUACUGGAGCUGAAUGGAGUCGAGCUGGCACAAGAGACAGACUGUGAUGCAGACUCAGUGUUCCUCACGGAAAUAAUGGAAAUUAAUGAGAAAUUAGCAGAGCCUAAAAAUGAGGAUAUCCUUGAAGAAAUUGAAACUUUAAUUAAAGUUAAACAGGAAGAACUGACCAAAGAGGUGACUGCAGCUUUUGAAAGAGAUGAUCUUCAAGAAGCUAAGAAGCUUCUAGCCAAAAUGAAGUAUUUUGCAAACUUAGAAGAUAAACUAAAGAACAAGAAGAUCCCUUCCUGAUGCUGCCUC
Molecule: messenger RNA, 708 nt
Organism: Gavia stellata (red-throated loon)
Lineage: Eukaryota; Metazoa; Chordata; Aves; Gaviiformes; Gaviidae
Gene: HSCB
Product: HscB mitochondrial iron-sulfur cluster cochaperone
Exons: 6
Coding region: 1-699 (232 amino acids)
Biological process (GO): [2Fe-2S] cluster assembly; protein complex oligomerization
Cellular component (GO): mitochondrion
Molecular function (GO): protein-folding chaperone binding; ATPase activator activity
Source: RefSeq, a predicted model, not a curated record